AUGUGUGAUAAGACGUUUGUACAGAAGAAUCACAUGGUAAACCAUCAGCAUAGCCACAAUGAGCAUAAACCGUACAAAUGUAGCAUGUGUGACAGAAGUUUUAGACAAAAAAGGACUAUGGUAAUUCAUCAGCGUAUCCACACUGGGCAGAGGCCUUACAAAUGCUCAAUAUGUGAAAAGGGUUUUAUACAGAAAAGUCAUUUGGUAAAUCAUCAGCGCACCCAUGCUACGCAGAAACCAUACAAGUGUUCCGUAUGUGACAAGAGUUUUAGAGACAAAAGUGGCGUGAUAAGUCAUGAAAGUAUCCACACUGGGCAGAAGCCCUUUAAAUGCGAAACCUGUGGCAAAGGAUUUACAAAGAAGGGUAACAUGCGGCAACAUCAGUAUGCCCAUACUGAGCAAAAUCAUGAGUGCACCGUAUGUCAUAAAACUUUUACUACAAAACGCAGUAUGAUAAGGCACCAGCUUAUCCAUAGUGGACAGACACUUUAUAAAUGUACUACAUGUGACAAAACUUUUAGAGAUAAGAGAACUAUGGCACGGCAUCAGAUUAUCCAUACUGAGCAGAAACCGGUAACACCAUAUGAACUACAGAAAGAUGAAAUUCUGGGUACCUUGCAGGUACUGAGAAAAGCACUCUUGGCAAAUGUCAAUGAUUGA
Protopterus annectens (West African lungfish) is the source of this 660-nucleotide messenger RNA. RefSeq names its product gastrula zinc finger protein XlCGF64.1-like. The transcript has a single exon. Gene Ontology annotation, molecular function: RNA polymerase II cis-regulatory region sequence-specific DNA binding; DNA-binding transcription factor activity, RNA polymerase II-specific. The record is from RefSeq and is a predicted model, not a curated record. NCBI's taxonomy places the organism in Eukaryota, Metazoa, Chordata, Ceratodontiformes, Protopteridae. Gene Ontology annotation, biological process: regulation of transcription by RNA polymerase II. The coding region runs from base 1 to 660 and encodes 219 amino acids. Gene Ontology annotation, cellular component: nucleus.